Molecule: messenger RNA, 1735 nt
Organism: Condylura cristata (star-nosed mole)
Lineage: Eukaryota; Metazoa; Chordata; Mammalia; Eulipotyphla; Talpidae
Gene: E4F1
Product: E4F transcription factor 1
Exons: 8
Biological process (GO): regulation of transcription by RNA polymerase II
Cellular component (GO): nucleus
Molecular function (GO): DNA-binding transcription factor activity, RNA polymerase II-specific; sequence-specific DNA binding
Source: RefSeq, a predicted model, not a curated record
GCCAGGCGCCUUGCAGAUGAGGACGACGUGCACAGGUGCGGCCGCUGCCAGGCGGAGUUCACCGCCCUGGAGGGCUUCGUCCAGCACAAGCUGCAGAGGGUCUGCCAGCGGGCCCCCCAGGACACCCUGCCCGCCCCCCCCGCCACCCUGGGGCCCACCCUGCUGGGCCGGCAGGUGGCACCGGCGGUGGCAGGCCGGGAGGAGCCCAUCACCGUGGCCCACAUCGUGGUGGAGGCGCCCGACGUCGUGGGUAAGCGCACGGCCGGCCGCCCAGGGCCGGCCCCAGGCACUGCACCUUGGGCUGGGCAGGAGGGGCAGUGCUGCCCGCGCCCGCCGCUCUCCGAGCAGGCCAGGCUGGGACGAGUCUUCUCGCCCGCCUCCCGCCGGCAGGGCUACGAGCGCCCCUAUAAGUGUGCCAAGUGCGGGAAGAGCUUCCGGGAGUCCGGCGCCCUGACCCGGCACCUCAAGUCCCUCACGCCGUGCACAGAGAAGAUCCGCUUCGGCAUGAGCAAGGACGUGGUGGUGGUGGGCGAAGAGGACGCGCCCGCAGGGCCGGGCGCCACCACGGUGGGAACGGUCACGUCGCCGUCCGUGACGGGUGAGCCCCUGGGCACGCCGCCAGUGAUCCACCUGGUGACGGAUGCCAAGGGCACCGUCCUCCACGAAGUCCACGUCCAGAUGCAGGAGCUGCCCCUGGGCGAGAAGGGCCUGGCGGCGGAGUCCCCGGGCCCCGAGGCGCUGCCCUGUCCUGGCGAGGCCGGCCGCGAGAACCUGCUGCGCCAGGCCAUGCAGAACUCUGGCAUCGCCCUGGAGCCCGGCCCCCCUGCCCGGGCUGACGGCCAGCCCCCUGCGCCGCCGCUGCUGGGCGUGGAGCAGGUGGCCCCCGAGGUGUCAGCUGCGCCCCGGACCCACCCGUGCCCCCAGUGCAGCGAGACUUUCCCCACGGCAGCCACCCUGGAGGCCCACAAGAAGGGCCACGCAGGUGGGUGUGGGGGGUACCUGGCAGGGCCGUGGCCGCCCGCAGGGGGCUGCCUGCUGGAGGUGGAGGAGCUGCUGGUGGCCGACGACAGCCCCGCGGCCGUGCUGGCCGAGGACCCGCACACCGUGCUGGUGGAGUUCUCGUCCGUGGUGGCCGACACGCAGGAGUACAUCAUCGAGGCGGCCAGCGACGACGCCGAGAGCGGGGAGGCGGCAGAGGUGAUCCAGGGUGCGCCCACGGAGGUGGACAGCCACAUCAUGAAGGUGGUGCGGCAGAUCGUGCACCAGGCCAGCGCCGGCCACCAGAUCAUCGUGCAGAACGUCACCAUGGACCAGGAGGCGGGCUUGGGCCCCGAGGCCGCCGCCGCGGACACCAUCACCAUUGCCACCCCGGAGAGCCUCACGGAGCAGGUGGCCAUGACCCUGGCCUCGGCCAUCAGCGAGGGCACGGUGCUCACUGCCCGUGCGGGGGCCAGUGGUGCCGAGCAGGCCACGGUGACCAUGGUUUCCUCAGAGGACAUCGAGAUUCUGGAGCACGCGGGCGAGCUGGUCAUCGCCUCUCCAGAGGGCCAGCUGGAGGUGCAGACUGUCAUCGUCUAGCACGGCGCCAGGGCUGGGGUGCCCCAGGCUGCCUCCUGCGGGGCCUGGCGUGGAGAGGGGCGCUGGGGGUGCUCAGAAGAGGCGGGGCUUGUAAAUAACCAAAUUUUUGUUGCUUUCCAAUAAAAUGUGAAAAACCACAGCGACGUCACGCCGGCGG